GAAAGAAAGAAAGAAAGAAAGAAAGAAAGAAAGAAAGAAAGAAAGAAAGAAAGAAAGGCCAAAAAGAAAAAAAAAAAGCAAGAAAUCAGGAACCAUCCCUCAAGUGAAUUCCAAGGAGGCUACAGGUCAAGGGAAACAGCUAAAGGGACUCUUCAUCACCUGCCAGAAUCAGCUACCAUUACUUGCUUCUUUGACCGGUGGCUGAAUUUUCGAAACAACCUGAAUUUAUGCAGCCCCAGCAUCUGUGAAAUCCACCUGAGGGGGAAAAAAAACCAGGGAGCUGCUAUCUUCCUGCCACACCAGAAUCCACUGAGGACCUUUUCACCACGUCCCCCAAAGGAAUAGCGCACCCUUUUUCUGAACCAUACCCAGCCACAAUGAGCUCUGAGCAUUUGGUGCACGAUGUGGAAAAAGGGAACAUAGUUGUGAUUCGGGAAUCACCCCAGAAGGACAGCCACUGGAAGUGUCUCAGCAUCUGUUCUUUCUUGCUCCUGAUUGGGGCCGUGGUGGUGUUUACCCUCUUGCAAGUUGGUGCAUUUGGACAGUCCGAAAAGCAGGACUCUAAAACACAUGGAAAUUCAUUUUCUGAACUUCUGCCCGACACAAUGAAAGUGCAAGCCUUGAGGUCUGGAAAACCAGCUGCCCAUGCUGUUGCUUCCUCCUUUCAUUCACCACAACUGAAGUGGACUACGAAAGUGGUCCCUUCCAUUCUGGAGAAUGGCAUGAAGCUAAAUGAGAACGACAACUCCUUAAUUGUGCCUUCUACUGGACUGUACUUCGUCUACUCUCAGCUUGUAUUCCACAAAGACCGCUGCACAAAGCCUCUUCUGCUCACUCACAACAUCACCUGCUUGUCCUCAGAGUUCAACUCCGAGGUGGAAUUGCUAAAAUCCAUUAAGUCUGUCUGUGAGGAUGGAAAUGCCUCAAGCAAUAAAAAACUGUGGUUUGAAUCUAUUUAUCAAGGGGCUAUCUUCAAACUGAAUAAAGGAGACCGUUUGUGGUCCAAAACAGAUUCCCCUGAAUUUCUGGACUUCACUCAAUCAACACAGAUUUAUUUUGGGGUCAUUGCCAUGUAAGAAAAGACCUCAUGAUGCCUAAUUACUACUUCAUGUAUUUCUGCUUCGUUUAGUACGGCUACUCAUAAAAACAAAAGCUUCUUUGAUUGUAUAGAGAAGCCC
Molecule: messenger RNA, 1178 nt
Organism: Candoia aspera
Lineage: Eukaryota; Metazoa; Chordata; Lepidosauria; Squamata; Candoiidae
Product: tumor necrosis factor-like
Exons: 4
Coding region: 378-1076 (232 amino acids)
Biological process (GO): immune response; tumor necrosis factor-mediated signaling pathway; extrinsic apoptotic signaling pathway via death domain receptors
Cellular component (GO): cell surface; membrane
Molecular function (GO): cytokine activity; tumor necrosis factor receptor binding
Source: RefSeq, a predicted model, not a curated record